AUGGCAACAGAGAAGCAGACUAUCGCCAUCAUCGGCUGUGGCUCCAUGGGCUCUGCUCUACUCCGCGGGCUUCUCGAUUCAUGCGUAUCGCCUAAUUCAGAAGUACCAAAGCCAGACGGAUUCCGUUUCAUUGCGUGUACAAAGACUUCGAGAUCGGCCGGUAUGUUUUCCGAGGCACUGGGAGAGGACGCCGGCCGCGUCAAAGUCAUCCACGGCGAGCCGGUGAAGGCUGCUGAAGAAGCAGGCAUCGUCAUACUCGGCUUCAAACCAUACAUGGCUGCGGGGGUAUUCGAAACCCCGGGCUUCCUGGAUGCGCUCGAGGGAAAGCUGGUAGGCUGA
Colletotrichum chrysophilum is the source of this 339-nucleotide messenger RNA. RefSeq lists its product as uncharacterized. The record is from RefSeq and is a predicted model, not a curated record. The coding region runs from base 1 to 339 and encodes 112 amino acids. The transcript has 3 exons. NCBI's taxonomy places the organism in Eukaryota, Fungi, Ascomycota, Sordariomycetes, Glomerellales, Glomerellaceae.